CAAGAUGUCUCGUGUUGCAUGUCGCAGUCGUGUCACUGGUGCAGAAGUAGAUGAUGCUCUCUGUAAUGUAGCUAAUCGUCCGGAGCCAUCCGUAGAGUUGUGUAAUACUCAUACCUGUCCUCCUAGAUGGAUAGCUGAUGACUGGAGUCCAUGCAGUCGUCUGUGUGGUCCUGGGGUACGUGAGCGUAUGGUGGUGUGUGCCGAGGAAAAUAACGGCAUUAAAACCAGAGUUGCGGACAUAAUGUGCCCUUUACCAAAACCGCCAACACAAGAACAGUGUAUUAUGGAAGAGUGCCCAAAGUGGGAAGCUGAAGAGUGGACGGGUUGUUCCGUAUCCUGUGGCCAAGGCAUACAAAUGCGUGGCGUUGAAUGUAAAUCACCCGAUGGCAGACUGAGCGCCAAAUGUGAUCCUCUAACAAAACCCUCCAGUGUACAACAAUGUACCACAGGCAUUUCAUGUGAUGGUGGCUCCAUGAGUGGCGGCACCAUUAUUGUGGGUAGCAGUGGCCCACGGAAUCCCAUGGAUGAUGAUGAUGACAUGGACGAUGAUGAAGAGGAUGAUGAUGAAGAUUCUGAUGAUAUGGAUGAUGAGAAUAUAUCAUCAGAUGAUGCUUCCUAUAAUGAUCAACCAUCUAUGUAUUCACAUCACACUGUAAGUCGUUUGCAUCAAGAGGAAUCAGAUGGUCCGCGAACAAUGCGUUUAACUUCGGGUGGUUAUUCCAGAGAUCAUGAACCAUCAGAACCAAGUUAUAUUAAGGAUCUUGAUUGGUCACCCUGCAGUGUGACUUGCGGUGAGGGCAUUCGUAGACGUACACACAAAUGUAAAAUAUUUCUUGAAUACUCACGCACUUUGGCCACUGUUAAUGAUACUCUAUGCGAGGGCAUUAAGCCACACGAUGAGGUAGAACGUUGCGUGGAGGAACCCUGCAUGCUGCCAUCUCAUGGUUAUGAAGACCAAUAUCCACGUGAUUCCAUUAAAGUGGGAGUUUCGGAACCAGGCAAAACAUAUGUAUGGCGUGAACAAGGCUACACCUCCUGUAGUGCCAGUUGUUUGGGUGGUGUGGAGGAGCUCAUCAUUAAUUGUGUGCGUGAGGAUAAUGGUCGUGUAGUAUCACCAUUUUUGUGUGCACCCGAAACAAAACCGGAAGCUCGUGUGCGUACCUGUAAUGAUAGACCAUGUCCGCCACGUUGGAAUUAUUCUGAUUAUACUCCCUGUUCGAAAUCUUGCGGUAUUGGUAUUAAGACCAGAGAAGUGCAAUGUAUACAUGAGGUGACACGAGGAGGUGAAAAUACGAUGGUAGUGCCUAAUAGCAUGUGUCCCCAGCCACCGCCAGCAGAUCGUCAGUAUUGUAAUGUUUUAGAUUGUCCAGUACGCUGGGAGGUAGGAGAAUGGUCCAAAUGCUCACACACCUGCGGUUAUGGUUUUAAAGAACGUAAGGUAGAAUGCAAGCAAAUAAUGGCUCAGGAGCACAAAAUCGAGAGACCAGAAUCCAUGUGUCCCAGUGCCAAGCCACCAGAUAAGAAACCCUGCAAUGUUAAACCCUGUCCACCCGAAGAUCCCAAACCUGUCAUACAAAUUAGCAAUACUACUCAUAUACAACAUGAUCCAAAAAAAUCAAAAAUUACUUUAAAAGUUGGUGGUGCCGGUGUGGUGUUCUUUGGUACUCAAGUGAAAAUAAAGUGCCCUGUUAAACGUUAUAAUCGUACUAAGAUAAAGUGGAGUAAAGAUCAUAAACCUUUGGCAAAGUCUAGGAAAUUUAAGGUAUCCAAAAAGGGAGCUUUACGUAUUCUAGAUAUAACUUUCCGUGAUGCGGGCAUUUAUUCAUGCCAUGCUGGCUUGAGUAGUGCCGAAAUAACGAUAGAUGUCAAAGCGAAACCAGGUCAGAAGCAGGAAGAAUUGGAAAGACAUGAAUCUGAUCGUUUAGUAAGAGAAAGAAGUGGCACGGAACCGCUAACGGCAGCAGAUAUGACAGCAACGGAUAACAGCACCCAAACCACACGUCGUAAACAGCAACAAAAUGCCAGAGAACGUAGUCGUCGUCCAAAGUCAGAUGUUGUGCAACAGCAUGCGGAUAGCAGUAUAAUGGGCGAUGAGCAUUCACAUUUAGUGCAGCAGGCCCAGGAUGGUUUGCCACAGCCUAGUGCUAGUAGUGGUAGCAGCCGCACCAACACUUUAUUAGCCAUGCCAUAUUUUCAGGCUUUACUCAGUAACCUACAGUAUUUAUGGCCAUCAUUCCAGAAAUUUAGCAAUUCUCGUGGUCAUCAUAUGUUGGCGGAUAAUAGAUUUCAAUAUGGCAUUGAUUUUAAUCGUCCACAACAAGAGUUGCUGCAACAGCAGCAGCAACAUCAACAACAUCACCCUAACUAUUUGGCAGAGUUGGAGGAAUUACGCAAAUCACAACCACAAAUUAUAACCAAAGACUUGACAUUAUCCUCGACAAAAUACAACAGCAACAACAACAAUGAUGAUGUUGAUGACGAUGAUGCUGCUGAUGAAGAUAUAGAUUUGGGAAAUACAGAUGAUGAUAUGGUUGCACAAACGGAUGUAGUUAUAAAUGCAGAUGGUGUUGAUAGCAGUGAAGGAGCCGAAGGACAAUCAACAUUACAUUUACCUCAUGCCAGAUGGCCAAAUCAUUGGACGGAUAUGAAUUCACAAUUAUCCGAAACAACACCCUCAAUCACGUACAAAUGGCUAACGAGUCCUUGGUCCGAAUGUUCACAAAAAUGUGGAGCUGCUGGUUCAGGCUUAAGGAGACGUACUAUUACGUGUGUUAGAAUCAAUUUUAAAAAUAAUCAACUAACGGCACAAGGAAUGGAAGCAAGCAAUAUACAGCAACAAGAAGAAUCACAACUACUGACCGUUGAUGAAGACAAUCAAGAGGUUGUGGAUAAUGCUUUGUGUGAGGACUAUGGUUUAAAUAUACCCGAUACUUUUGAGACGUGCGGCAAUGAAGAGUGUCCACGUUGGCUUAAGAGCGAGUGGACGCUGUGUCAUCAAUCACGUUGUUUUGGCCGCAAUACAGCCAUACAAAAACGUGAGGUCUCUUGUCGUUUUGCCAACGAUUCGUUGGCCACAACAUGUCCGGAAUAUGAAAAACCCAUAAGUCGUCAGGAAUGUUAUAAUGAACGUUGUCGUGGUGUUUGGAGAGUAGAACCUUGGUCGGAGUGCAAUGCACCUUGCGGUCGCCAGGGUAUUAAAUAUCGUGUACUGCAAUGCGUUUGGUAUGGCACCAGAAGACCAGCAGGAAAUGCCUGCAAACAUCAAACCAGACCAGCCGUUAUGAAAGUUUGCAAAAGUCCACCAUGUUAUGCAAAAGCUUUACAACAUUGUAAAGAUACUUCACGUUAUUGCCGCAAUGUACGUUCCAUGGGCUUAUGUCGUUUACAUCGUUAUCAAGAGAAAUGUUGCAAAUCCUGCAAAUAUAAUAACAUUCCAAAUUAGCACACAUUUAAUAAUCAUCACAAUCAUCAUUAUUAUCAUACUCAACCACAUUAUUAUCAUCAUCAACAACAACUACAAGAACAAAUAGAACAUCAACUACAGCCACCAGCAGUUGUAACAACAUUAUACACCUUUGGUGAAACCAUAUUUGCACCAAAAAAUGUUACAUAACCAAACAAAAUCCAACGACAAAGACGACACUUUUUUCUAACCAACAGCAGAAUAAAUGGAGUGUCAAGAUUUUAGUAUAAUAUUACUAAAUAAAGCCGCAUUAGAAAAGUGAAAGAGAAAAACAAAAAUUAUGGAAAACGAAGCAAUUAUAGUUAAAUGAAAAAAAUUAAAUUAUAAUUUUUGAUAUUACUAUUUUUAAAAUAUAACGAAAAAAUAACAAAGAAUAUAUAUAGCAAACGAUAAACUAAUCUUUAAAUAAUUAAAAUAAAUAUAUAAAUUUGCAAAAAGAGCAAAUUAGACGAAGUUAAAAGAAAAUCCUAUAAUAAAAAUCUUUAAAAUUUUAGGCUUAAAAGAAACAAAUAAGACCCUUUAGUUUAACAAAAAAAAAUGAUUUUAAAAAUCGGCACAUUUUAGUUAAUAACUAAAACUUUAACUUAAUUAUUAUAUUUAAUAUUGUAAUAGGCCUAUAAUUAACAAAACAUAUAGAAAAAGACAAGCGAUAUUUGUUCAACUGAAAUGGCUUGAGUCAGUUUCCUCUAAUGGUUGUUAAUACAGUGUUAGCUGUAUCAAACAAAAGUUUUCUUGGUCCAUAAUAAAAUAUUCCGCUGUACAAUAAUUAAAAUUUCAAAAAUUCUUAAAAGUUUGACCUUUGACCUUAAAAGCAUAAAGUGACUUGCUUUGCGUAGGAUUAUGUCAAAUUCUUUAAAAAUCUUAAAUAUUUAGAAAUUACACUUUUGAUUGUUAAUUAGAUUAAGGUUUCGAUUUGGUUAUAGUCAUACGUAGUUCGCAGCCAUAAUUGUAUCUAAAGUUUUCCCCCUUAAUCUAAUUGCCUUAUUAUAACAAUCUAUCAAAGGUUUAUGGAACAUAUUUUGUAUGAUAAUUUGUCUUAUAAACCUUUGAAAAAUUGUUAUGAAUAAAGCUCUAAAAUUUUUUCUGUAUUUUAUAAAAUUGUUUUAAAAGUUAUAAAUUUGAACUUUGACCUAAGUGGCGCACAAUUUAAAAUGGUCCCAAUUGUGAAUACAGCGACAGUUGUAUUCAACGAGCUUUUUUCAUCGAGGAUUAAUAUGUCUCGGAAUUUAAGGAAAAAUCUCCAAACAGUUUAAGUUUGACCUUUGACCUAAGGAGUGAAAAGUUUGAAUUUACUUACAUAUUCAAAAGGUAAGAAAAUAAUUAGAUGUUGUUUAAAUAGGGAUAAAAAAUUCCUAAAUAUUUUGAGCUAUACUUUUGAUUGCCGUUUUCACAAGAAUUGGAACUAAUGUCCUUAUUAACCCCUGUCAUACUUUCUAAAAUCUCCUUAUUAUUUACGAAUUCAAGUUUAUCUCCUCAUCCAUUAGAUCUUUGCUUUCAACUUGGAAACUACAUUAUAACAAGGCCUAGAAUUUUUGACAUAUUUUUUUACAUACAAGUAUUAUGUAAAAAAUAUGUCAAAAAUUCUAUUUUAGUUUGACCUGGAACCAUAUAUAUUAGUUUAACCUUUAAGUUUUUUUUAACUUCAGAUGCUGAAAUGGGUAUAAAAUCUGGCAUAAACUGAUUAAAAACUUUUGAGGUAUGUUUUACAUACUAGUUUGAACAUACAUAAUAGUGUGACCUUUGACCUCAGAAACGAAAAAUUAGUUGUUCAAACAUAAUAGUUUGACCUUUAACCUUAAAAACGGAAAAAAAAGUUUUAUAUAACUUUAGUUGCCGCAAUGGGUAUAAAAUCAUGUAUAAAUUGACCAAAAAAUGUUGAGACAUUUUUAACAUACUAAUUUGACUAUACUUAAGAGUGUGACCAUUGACCUUAGAAACAAAAUAACAAGUUUUUCUAUAAAUUUAGUUGCUAAAAUUGGUAGAAAAUCCUGCACUGGAAUAUUUCUAUAUCUAAAGCUCUCAAAUCUUUUGGAAUGGAUCUAUGGACCUCCUUCUAAUGUUCGAUGCUUUUGAAAUUGUUUAACUUUCUUGAAAACUGCUUUCACUUUCCAAACAAAUUUAACAAUUUACUGUUUGUCGCUUGCAUUGUGUUUUGUUUAUUAAAACAUAGACAUUAAUACGAAAUUAUAUAAUAAAUUAUUGAAUAUAUUUUUAAACUGUAUUAAUUUUUAUAAUA
This is a messenger RNA of Lucilia cuprina (Australian sheep blowfly), 5699 nucleotides long. RefSeq names its product protein madd-4 (gene nolo). The coding region runs from base 5 to 3442 and encodes 1145 amino acids. Gene Ontology annotation, biological process: extracellular matrix organization. The record is from RefSeq and is a predicted model, not a curated record. The transcript has 13 exons. Gene Ontology annotation, molecular function: metalloendopeptidase activity. Gene Ontology annotation, cellular component: extracellular matrix. NCBI's taxonomy places the organism in Eukaryota, Metazoa, Arthropoda, Insecta, Diptera, Calliphoridae.